AUGGGAGAAGUAGACGCAACCUUCAUCCAAGCCACCGAGCACAGCCCAAAACUCGUUGUUGUCGAAGCAGACGGCAUUCCACUAGUAGAAGAAUGUGAACACUAUGCUCAAGAAGGGCAAACACUAGCUUACAAGUUGAUGGAACUCAUCUCUCUGAGCUUAGGCCUACCAGCUAAUCGUUUGAAUGGAUUCUUCGAAGACCAAACUAGCUACGUGCGACUCAACCACUAUCUGCCUUGUCCCAUUCCUCAUCUAGCUCUUGGGAUUGGCCGGCACAAUGAUUCUGGUGCCCUGGCCAUCCUUGCUCAGGACGAUGUUGGAGGACUCGAAGUGAAGCAAAAAACAGAUGGAGAGUGGAUUGAGGUCAAACCUAUUUGUGACAUUAUUCAGGUUUGGAGCAAUGAAAGGUAUGAAAGUGUGGAGCACAGGGCAGUAGUGAAUUUUGAGAAAAACAGGUUUUCCAUUCCAUUCUUCUUCAACCCAGCCCACUACACCAUGCUGGAACCCCUAAAAGAGCUAACAAAUGAUCAAAACCCUGCCAAGUAUAAGGCAUAUAAUUGGGGGAAGUUUUUGGCAACUCGAAGACGCAGUAAUUUUCAGAAACAUGAUGUUGAAAAUAUUCAAGUCUCUCAUUUCAGGCUCUCAGAGAAAUCUAGCUAA
This is a messenger RNA of Ilex paraguariensis (yerba mate), 660 nucleotides long. Lineage: Eukaryota; Viridiplantae; Streptophyta; Magnoliopsida; Aquifoliales; Aquifoliaceae. The record is from the annotation of a GenBank genome assembly.